Messenger RNA from Cercocebus atys (sooty mangabey), 1130 nucleotides. RefSeq names its product olfactory receptor 10G8. Bases 183 to 1118 code for a protein of 311 amino acids. The record is from RefSeq and is a predicted model, not a curated record. Gene Ontology annotation, cellular component: membrane. Gene Ontology annotation, molecular function: G protein-coupled receptor activity; olfactory receptor activity. NCBI's taxonomy places the organism in Eukaryota, Metazoa, Chordata, Mammalia, Primates, Cercopithecidae. The transcript has a single exon. Gene Ontology annotation, biological process: G protein-coupled receptor signaling pathway.
GAAAUCACUUUAUUGGUUUAUAAAGGAAGCUUUGUAACAAGCAAAGUCCACGAUAACUCCAGAAUUAUCUACCUGGUUGAUGCAGUUUCCACAUAGAGAAUGGAUUCUCAUUUCUCAAUUAAGUGCUAAAUGCUGCGUGCUCUUUAUAUCUCCAGAAGGAGAGAAACCAAGGGUGAGAAGAAAUGUCCAAUGCCAGCCUCGUGACAGCAUUCAUUCUCACGGGCCUUCCCCAUGCCCCAGUGCUGGAUGCCCCACUCUUUGGAAUCUUCCUGGUGGUUUAUGUGCUCACUGUGCUGGGGAACCUCCUCAUCCUGCUGGUGAUCAGGGUGGAUUCUCACCUCCACACCCCCAUGUACUCCUUCCUCUCCAACCUGUCCUUCAUUGACAUGUGGUUCUCCACUGUCACGGUGCCCAAAAUGCUGAUGACCUUGGUGUCCCCAAGCGGCGGGGCUAUCUCCUUCCACAGCUGUGUGGCUCAGCUCUAUUUCUUUCACUUCCUGGGGAGCACCGAGUGUUUCCUCUACACGGUCAUGUCCUAUGAUCGCUACCUGGCCAUCAGUUACCCGCUCAGGUACACCCGCAUGAUGAGUGGGCGCUCGUGUGCUCUCCUGGCCACCAGCACUUGGCUCAGUGGCUCUCUGCACUCUGCUGUCCAGACCAUAUUGACUUUCCAUUUGCCCUACUGUGGACCCAACCGGAUCCAGCACUAUUUGUGUGAUGCACCGCCCAUCCUGAAACUGGCCUGUGCAGACACCUCAGCCAUUGAGAUUGUCAUUUUUGUGACUGUUGGAAUAGUGGCCUCGGGCUGCUUUCUUCUGAUAGUGGUGUCCUAUGUGUCCAUUGUCUGUUCCAUCCUGCGGAUCCACACCUCAGAGGGGAGGUGCAGAGCCUUUCAGACCUGUGCCUCCCACUGCAUCGUGGUCCUUUGCUUCUUUGGUCCUGGUCUUUUCAUUUACCUGAGACCAGGCUCCAGGAAAGCUGUGGAUGGGGUUGUGGCUGUUUUCUACACUGUGCUGACGCCCCUUCUCAACCCUGUUGUGUACACCCUGAGGAACAAGGAGGUGAAGAAAGCUCUGUUGAAGCUGAAAUACAAAGUAGCACAUUCUCAGAGCAAAUAAACACUAGGGAAU